UUUUUUUUUCUCUCUCUCUCUCUCUCUAUGGCGGCGUACAGCAUCCGAAAAUAGAAUUGCAAUUUAGUCUUUCUGAAUAGGUUAUUCAAAGAGGGCCAGAGCUUUCAAAAAGUGUCAUCAUUGCCCUCAUAUACAACAUGAAGCCGCGUGAAAAAAAAAGGUGUGGCACUGUCGUGACCAUGAUUCACCAUGUCGGAGAAGCCAAGGGCGGGAAUUCAUGCUUUCCACUCACCGCUUGGUCAAUUACGUCGUGUCAAAAGAAAAGCGGACCGUGGAGAACCCAGUCACAGAUGGUCCAAAACGAGCACUGGCUGUCUUGAAGAUCGCACCUUUUCCCCCCUUGGCAUUGGUGAACGCCUUUUUCCUUUUCUUCCAACUUUUUAUAUAUCAUGAAUAUUUUUCGUCUUGUCGCGGAUUUGAUGCAUUUAGCAUCAAUUUUUAUCCUGUUGUUAAAAAUUCGAAGCACGCGUUCCUGCGUAGGUAUAUCGUUUAAAUCGCAACUACUUUAUGCCAUUGUCUACUUGACCCGUUACUUGGAUUUGGUAACGAAGUGGGUGUCACUUUACAACACAUGUAUGAAAGUGUUCUUCAUCGCUUCGUCGUUAUAUGUCAUCUACCUGAUGAGAUUCAAAUUCAAGGCCACUUACGACGCGAGUUUGGAUACGUUCCGCGUUGAAUAUCUGCUGGGAGUUGCAGCUAUUUUGGGGGUGGCAUUUACUUAUCACUACACAGUAAUGGAGAUUUUGUGGUCUUUUUCGAUUUGGCUGGAAUCCGUGGCCAUUCUGCCUCAACUGUUUAUGCUUCAGAGAACCGGCGAAGCAGAGACCAUCACCACGCAUUACUUAUUCGCUCUGGGCGCUUAUCGAGGCCUGUAUUUGUUCAAUUGGAUUUACCGAUACUUUUUUGAAAACUACGUGGAUUGGAUCGCGUGGGUAGCCGGUCUGUUGCAGACCGCAUUGUACAGUGACUUUUUCUACAUUUAUUACACAAAGGUUGUCAAGGGCAAGAAGUUCGAAUUACCAAAGAUGGUCUAAGACGAAAUCCAAAAACUUCACCUAUAUUAAUAAAGUAGGGUUGGUUUUUU
Radiomyces spectabilis is the source of this 1084-nucleotide messenger RNA. Its product is annotated as ER lumen protein retaining receptor. Gene Ontology annotation, biological process: endoplasmic reticulum to Golgi vesicle-mediated transport; protein retention in ER lumen. The transcript has 6 exons. The record is from RefSeq and is a predicted model, not a curated record. Gene Ontology annotation, molecular function: ER lumen protein retrieval receptor activity. Bases 390 to 1034 code for a protein of 214 amino acids. Lineage: Eukaryota; Fungi; Mucoromycota; Mucoromycetes; Mucorales; Radiomycetaceae. Gene Ontology annotation, cellular component: membrane; cis-Golgi network; endoplasmic reticulum.